Molecule: messenger RNA, 3306 nt
Organism: Closterium sp. NIES-65
Lineage: Eukaryota; Viridiplantae; Streptophyta; Zygnematophyceae; Desmidiales; Closteriaceae
Source: the annotation of a GenBank genome assembly
AUGCUCGUGAGUGGAUGCCGUGCUUUUUUCAACCAGUUUGAGGACGAUGCUCCUACUGUAGGGAAUGAGGCGACUGACGAGGUGGAGACGAUGGAGGAAAUGGUCGAAGAUGCAGAGGCGAACAAAGACGGGAGAGUUAGGAGGAUCGAGGGGGUGACGGUGGCGCCAGUGCAGAGAAGUGAACGCGAGGACGAGGGGCGGAGAGAUGGAGCCGCGGCAGUAGAAGAAGUGGCACCAACGGUUGCGGAAGUAUCCUACUCCCGGAGAUCCCGAGCCCCUGGUCCGGGAGAAUGGUCGGCUAGAGCAGAUGAACGGGUGAGGAAUGGAGUCCAUCAGCUUAGGUUUUCGAAAUGUGUUAGGAGGUCUGCUUGUCGUGACACGGAGAUGCAGAGAGAAGGGGCGGGGACGUUGGCUGGAAAUUCGGCGCAGGAACGAGUAGCGGAGAUGCAGACGGAGUUGGCGGAGGUAUUCGAGGAAGGCAAGGAGGGUGUAGAAGAUCCGCAGCAACCAAGUGAGGGAAAGGCGGUCGAAGAGGCACGCAGAGCGGGCAUCGACAAGCCAGAUACGUCCCAAGAGGUGCAGCAAAAGGCGGACACAAAGGUGCAGAGGAUCGCGGAGGCAAAUGCACAAAAGAAGGCGGAGGCCCUGCCGCCUCCUCUCAGCGGCCCCGCCGCCUCCUCUCAGCGGCCCCGCCGCCUCCUCUCAGCGGCCCUGGACGUCGCCCUCUCAGCGGCCCCGCCGCCGCGCUUUCAGCGGCCCCGCCGCCUCCUCUCAGCGGCCCCGGACGCCGCCCUCUCAGCGGCCCUCCCGCCGCCUCUUCAGCGGCCCCGCCGCCUCCACUCAGCGGCCCCGGACGCCGCCCUCUCAGCGGCCCUCCCGCCGCCUCUUCAGCGGCCCCGCCACCUCCUCUCAGCGGCCCCGGACGCCGCCCUCUCAACGGCCCUCCCGCCGCCUCUUCAGCGGCCCCGCCGCCUCCUCUCAGCGGCCCCAGACGCCGCCCUCUCAGCAGCCCUCCCGCCGCCUCCUUUGCGGCCCCGCCAGACCGCCCAGCGGCCGAGCCGCCCAACAGCAGAGCAGCCGAGCCGCCCGACCGCCAAGCCGCCCAGCCGCCGAGCCGCCCAGCAGCCGAACCGCCGAGCCGCCGAGCAGCCGAGCCGCCGAGCCGCCCAGCUGCCGAGUCGCCGAGUCGCCCUGCAUCCGAGCCUCCCGAGUCGCCCUGUCCGGGCAAACGGUCUCUCUCUCUUUGACCUCACCUCUGGUGCCUCUCCUGCCCCUGCUGCUGAUGCUGACGCCACUGUUCGCUCACAGUGGGCCACGCGCGAUGCUGCUGCACGUCUUGCUGUGCGUCGCCACCUGCCUACCUCUGAGCGUGCGCACUUUAGCCAGUACAAGAAUGCUCAGACCUUGUACGACGCUGUAGUUGCACGCUACUCCUCCCUUGCUACUGCUGGACUGAGCCGCCUCAUUCUACCGUACCUCUUCCCUGACCUUGCUGCCUUUCCCACAGUCACUGACCUCAUUACGCACCUCCGCACUAGUGACACUCGCUACCGCGCUGCGCUUCCUACUGAGUUCUACGCCAAGAACCCCCCCUCCAUGUUCAUCACCCUCUACUACAUAGUCGCCCGUCUCCCUGACUCCCUCCGCGUAGUCAGGGACCGCUUUCUCUCUGUCUGUCCCACCACUCUCACCGUUGACCUCCUCGAGAAGGCCCUCCUAGCAGCAGAGAAGAGCAUAGUUGCUGUAGGAGCCUCUCGGGGUGAUCCCCGCGCCCCCGUCUUUGAGGGGUGUUCUCCCUCCCCCCUCUUGCCCUCUGUUGCCUCUGCUGCUGUGGCCGACUUCGUUGGUUUCGAGUCGGUCGGCGCUGCGUCUGCCCCUUCGGGGAAGCGCCGCACACGCAAGGGCAAGGGGGGCAAGGGCGCUGGAGGAGCUGGCGGGGGCGCUGGAGGCGGCGGUGGAGGCGGCGGAGGGGGAGGGGGUGGGAGUGGGAGUGGUGGCGGGGGUGGAGGAGCCGGUGGCAGCAGUGGAGGCGGAGGAGGCGGCAGUGGUGGUGGAGGGAGCGGAGGCGGAGGUGGUGGCGGAGGGGGCGGCGGUGGCGGAGGCGGCGGAGGUGGCGGUGGAGCUGGUCGCGGUUCUGCGCAGAGGAGUGGCUCCGGUGGUGGUCCGCGCCAGCAGCAGCAGCGCGGUCGUUACACCCUGUCCCCUCAGCAGCUCCGUGAGUGGUACGCUGCACGCCAGCGGGGUGGGGGUACUGGUCCGUGCGCCUACGUUCUGCGCACAGGCGACCAUGCGGGUGAGCAGUGUGGAGGUGCGCACCCCACCCAGCGCUGCUUGGGCCGCCUGACGGACGCUUGGCGUCACCAGUUCCCUGAGGCCACAGAGAUCCCUCGCUGGGGCGAGCUCUCUAGGGCGGGGGUAGCUAUGUCUGACCUCGACUUUGAUGCUAUUCUUGGUGCUAUGAAUGCUGUGACUAUUAGUGAUGAGGGUGACUGUUACCGGUGUUUUCCGCCCGACCCGGGCAUUGAGACUGCUGCUCUAGGUGCUGGUGAGGCUGCUGCUCUUGGUGCUAGCGAGGCUGCUGCUCUAGGUGCUAGUGCGUCUGCUUCCUCAGGUGCUGGUGAGUCUGCUCUCUCAUGUACUGCGUCGGCUUCGGCCUCCCUCUCCUUCACCCUUGACUCUGGGGCUUCUCGCUCCUUCUUCCGAGACCGCACCACACUCACGCCGCUUGGUCGGCCAGUUGCAGUCUCUCUGGCAGACCCCUCUGGGGGUCCUGUCCUUGCUCACUUCUCCACUGUCCUCCCGUGUCCGGCGGCUCCCUCUCGCACCCUGUCUGGUCUUUACCUCCCCUCGUUCUCUACGAACUUGGUGAGUGGUGCUGACCUACAGGAUGGGGGAGUGCACCAGUUCACUCCUGCGAGCCAGCGGGUGACUCACUGCACUGAGGCUCGUACGGGCCGACACUUGGCCACGUUUACACGUCAGCCGGGGUCGAGCCUGUACACACUGGCCACUGCGUCUCCACCUGUCACUGCGUCUGGUCGGGUAGCUGUGUCGGGCCAGGUGUUUGCUGCAGCGUCCAGGUCUGGUCCUGAGUCUGCCCCCUGCUCGUGUCGUCUCCUGUCUCACGAGACUCUCCUCUGGCACCACCGCCUUGGUCACCCCUCCCUGCCUCGUCUCCGAGGCAUGGCGGCCCGUCUCCUUGUCUCUGGUCUUCCCCGGUCCCUCCCUCCCCUUCCCCCGGGACCUGCCCCUGCCUGUGUCCCCUUUGUCGAGGGGCGGCAGCGGUCUGCCCCUCACUCCUCCUAG